ACAGAAAUGGCGACGUGUUCUUUUCAUUCUAUCUGAAUAUUGAAACCUGUUGAUCGUGCUGGUUUUGAAAUGCACCAUCUUGGAUUAAACCUCGCAAAAUUGUUGGACAACUUUAUUUUUCCGUAACUUAUAGAUAUGUGUUUGGUGUUUGUUUUUCUCAGAUAUAUUACGUGCUAAUUGCUAUCAAUGUCCGAAGAGUCAGGAUUUUAUAUAAAGCUUUAUAACUGAUCACUUUUUCAUUCUUUGUUAUGGACGGGCAAGGAGAAGCUACAAAAAUCUACACAGUUCGAGUUAGACAAACGGGGCAGGAUUUUUCGUUCGGCGUCCCGUAUGGCGAAGACCCACCACCCCUUAUCAGAUUGUAUCAUGGAAAUUCGAAUUCCUCGAUAGCUGUGUUCUCUUUUAACAAAAGAAGCGAUUCUUAUAUCGAACUGUCUAAUGAUGAAUUGGAAAAGUUUGAUCGAUCUUUAAAGAGCGGAGGAUGCAGACAUUCUGAUAGUGUAAACCGUGAAAGAGGGGAUGAAAGAUUUGAUAAACAGUUGGCAAGACUUCAAAAGAGAUUGAAGGAAAGAAAUAAUGGAGACCAGUGUUCUUAUUGUCAACAAUUUGCUGGGGUGGUACAUAUUGACGUUGGACCUUCAAGUUCAGUAACUGCAGGUAUAUUAAUCAUCAUACACUAAGAGCAUGUGCUAAGAGGUUGUCAAGAAACAGAUUUUGUCUGGAAUGACUUUGCGCACAGAAAUGUCAGUUAAUUUAGUCCCAGUUAUUUUGCAAUCACUGAUAUUCUUUGCCAUCACAGAAUAAGUCUUCCAUUGCAGGAUGAAAUCUAUUUGUUAACAGUAACCUAAGUGGCCAUCAGCAAAUAGGGAUCAACUGUUGAAGUAUACGAUCUGCAGCUGUGAUGUCAUAGCUAAUUGAGUCCUACUGAAAUAGUUUUACGUUUUGGAAACUCUUACUUUUUUCUUUUUGUUUUAAAUUAACUCACUUAAAGGGCAGGAGAUAGGGUUAGGGUAUGGUAAGGGAUGUGGAACUUGUGUUUAGGGUAGAGUAGGGUUACCCAAGAAUACCUGAUUGCAGGUUGGACUAGAUUCUUGUCAUUAGGGAGUGGUCAUUAUUUAUGGGGAGGGGGGGGGGUUGGGAAAUGGGGAAAAUAAGGGUUGAAAACUUUUUUGACCCCCCCCCUCCAGACUGAAGGCAAACUUUUUGUGCCUCCCCCUCAUAAAAGUAGAAACUUUUCUGACACCCCCCCCCAGUGUGGAUUGAAAAAUUAACAGCAAUGAAACAGGUGUGCGUUGCAGGUAAAGUUAGAUAUUAGGACAAUCUGUUUAAUCUAGCUCAUGAUGUUUUACCCUGGUGAAUAUGAUUCAACCAUAUAUGAUUAAAAAAUAUAUAUUAUGUAUGUGUUACUGCUUUGCAAUGCAACAUUUGUCCUACCAUAACCCUAACCCAUGACCCGUCUUCAUACAGCGAAAUGAUUUGAACACAGGGUUUUUUAAGAACUUGUCUGGGGGUGGGCAUCUACAAAAAGGGACCAUACUAUAUUGAGUGUGGAGAGAUGACAGGUGGUUGUUGGUGACAAAAAGUUUGGUGUGGUAUCAUAUGUACUAGUAGGGGGGUAUUUUUUGUAUUUUUCCACCCCUAGAACUGAAAUGUGAGCAUUUUCUGAAACAGAUUUUUGGAUAUACAGCGUUACAUUGUGCGUUGAUAGACCGAAUCUGAUCAGUUAAGUGUACUUGCAUGGUAUGUUUAUGUAAAUACCACAACUGGGUCACUCAGGGGGUAGAAAACUUGUUAAACUUAGAGGGCCCCCUAUACCUCUUCACAAUAUGCUUUCACGUAAAAAUAUUUUGCCUUUUCACGAGUCACAGAUUAAGAAAAUCAUCGAUCACGUUUCACGGCUAAGUAAAAUAAGCCCUUCACGCAAAACGUACAAGGGGCCCGAUCACGUUUCACGGCGAAGUAAAAUAAGCCCUUCACGCUUCACGCAAAAAUGGCGAGGCGCUACCAUGGUUGGCGCCGAGCAGGGAAAUUUUGAAAAUUUUGAGUCUCUAGAUCGUUGGAAAUAGCAUUUUUAGAGUCCCCCCCCCCUCCCCAUAAAUAAUGACCACUCCCUUAGUUGCAAUGGUCACCAAAUUCAAUGGCCACCUUUUUGUUGUCUCAGGUCCGGCCAUCAAACUUAUUUACAAUGACUUUAGAAGGCAUAAACAUUGGGAACUUGAAACUAUAGAGUAUUCCGUUAAGUUUUAUUCUGUUUCUACCAAGGUCGGACGAAUUCUUUUAAAAUGUGUCGAAAUUGUUUUUAAUUCGACUCUUCUUACCAACAUUUAUUUAUGCUUCUACAUGUCCAAAUAUCUCUGAAAACAAAAUAUAUAGGUUGCCACAACAACAGCCUGUUUCAUGAUCCAUGCAAGAGGAACGAAACGAGUAGCGUGCGUGGCAGGCUCCCUUCUGUUUAACUAAUUAUUUGUCCCUUGAAUAAGUUUCCAGUAUGGGGAUAAAAUAUUUGAUAUUUAACAAAAUUUUUUGGUCAGUUAACUAGGCCAUACUCGUUAACUAUGGCAAGGCCAAUCUGGUGUUACAUGUGGAAUUAAUAUGAGCCAGUAAGAUGUUUUCCUUACAAAACGAAGUUCCUUAAUUUUUUUAAGAGAAUGAUGUUCAAAUUCAAGUUGAUGAUUUAAAAGUGUCAGAGCCCCAGGUAAUCUGUCUUGUUAAUAACUGUUCAGUUCACGUUUUGUUUAUUUGACUGAAAUAUUACCCUGCCUCAACAAUUGACGAAUAUGGAGUGCCAUGAAUAACCCCAUAUAGAAUGCGGUCUGCAGCACCUUAAGAAUUGUAAACUUGACAUUAUUGGUUAACUACGUCUUUCAUUCCAGAAAGAUACUGACAUGCAUCAGGUUACUUUAUUGCGAUCGAAUUCCUCGUCAUGAUAUUUGAAAAUUUACAGAUUACAGCAUGACAUUUGAAAACUCUUAGAACGAGUAAUUAUCAUUGAAAUAAGGAUAAGAAUCAGUAGCUAAAGAAUUAUGAUGAAAAGCUUCCUGUCUUUUCGUGAAAUCCGAUUCAUAAACCGACUUCUUUACGAUGCUGAGUAAAAGUUCUGAACAGGAACUUUGGUACGUUAUGAGGACUGUUUUGUUGACUUUAUUUGUAUAGGUGAUAUCUUUGGGUUCUACGUCCGCUCAAAUAUCAUGGAAGGAGAGCGUGGUGAACAAUGAACAUUUGGCCGACUGUAUGUUUGAGCUAGAGAUGUCCAAGUCUAAAAAUACAUCGUUCCAAAAUGUGUACAGGUAAUUUAACACUUCUGUUUAAUAUCAUAAACUUAUACAAUAUAUGCCUCAGCAUUUUCCUUCACGGCUUUUUCAGAUUUCUUAUACCGUAAAUACAGUAUGUAAAUUAAAAUGGUCAGUUUAUUUUUAAAGGUUAAUGACAAUGAAAUUCGAGUCUGCAUGUUUAAAUUGAAAGUAGCCUGCGAACAGGCUCACUGGGAGAAAGGUGAGCCUGCACGGAACCAUGCGUUUUAUUCAUUCAUCCCCUUUUCGCACUGCUAAACGCUAACCAAUCAGCGUCGACUGCGAUAAAUAAACUGUCAACUGUCAAAUUGACGCAAGGCGUGUACAUUGUGCAACAUGAACAAUAAUAAUACAAAGCAUUAGCGGGCCGCACAAUAUAUUACUCGGAAAAAUAUAGAAUUCUUCAAAUAUUAAAUAGAUAUCAAUACACAUACAAAUAUAAAGCCGAAUAAACUACCAUUGGCUUUGAAUGUACAGUAAUACUUGUACUAUGUGCGACUGAAAGAACAAUGCUCUGAAUAUUUUGAAGCUAUUACUAAAAUACGGUCAGAUAGAUUGGGAUUUGGAAUACCGAAUACGUUUAAAAUUUUACUAACUGUGGUCUAAAUAAAUGAUAAAUGAGCAUGUAUUUAUUAAUUUCUUCCAAAUCACGAGUGUGCCAAUAGUGGAAGCCGUAUCGAAAUUGUCAGCAGUUAAUAUACAGUAAACAGUACAACGUUUAAUGUACGAUAUAUAUAUUUAUCUAAAUGACAUGCCAGCGAGGAUCGACAAUAUAAUUAUUCGUACAUAUUUUGGUAUCUUUUGUAUGCCUUCGCUUGCUGACUUGCUCACUAAUGAGAAUAAUCCGUGAAGCCACGACGACCUCAAAAUGUACUAUACUAUGGUCUGAUGUCAAUCCGAAGACGAAGUUCAGAAUACUGUUAUAGUUUCGUAUAUUGGAUUUAAGCAAUAGAUUCAAGUCAUUUAUGAUAGACUUUUUUGCUGUGAUGCUUUGCUAUUGCUUUUGGUUUCCAUUUCUAGUUUUAUUUGUUCGAUAGUCCUAUAAUAUAUAAUAUUAAAAUGAAUAAAGUUCAAAUUCUUCAAAAUGCUGUUGUUGACAUUUGCUAUUUUUAGUAAUUUUGUCAACGAGUGUAAGCCAAUCAGAACCCUGCGUUUCUAUACGAACGCCACUACCAAGAAAACCUAUCAUCCGUGCAGGCCCUCUAUUCUUCGCGCCGCCCGCAACCCAGGGCCUGUUCGCAGGCUAAAUUGAAAGAGCUCUGCUAUUUUAAAACUUUUCUUUAUCUUUUUUCAUUUUUGAGAUAUUUUAGUUUGUUUUAUUUGGAAAUGAAUAAAUCUAUACUCGGCUAUAGGACGCACAAGCUGGUAAAAUGUUUCCAAUAUAGCAGUCACGCCAAAGUCACAAAGCUCGCUGUUAAAAAUAGAUGAAAUCAUUGUAGUAAUUUCAAUGAUUCCAUUUACUAAUCUUGCAUAUAAAAAUAUGAAAUUUUAGAAGUCCUGCAGACUGUCAAAAGUUUACCCCGCUUGUGCAUGACGUCAUCCUAUAUUUACAUAUCAAACAGACUGAAAUAUCUUCUAUUUUCAGUCUAUUUGACAGAUUUUGAUAUCUAAUUUUUUUUUUGUAAAAUUACUUAAUAUUUUAUAUGUCAAGUCUGUAUGUAUUGUUCGAUAAGCAUGGUAUUCCAAACUUUCUUUGAAUGAGUGUUUAUAGUAUAAUAUAAAAUGAAUUAAAGUUUGUAAUAAAUUUGAACCAAUUUCUUUAGCAAUAUCUUGUGUCUUCCAUGUACGCUCUCUCUAAAUUUAAAAUAACCCAAAUGUUACAUAUUUUCUGUAGAUCAGGCAUUACCGACAGUUAUGUUAGUUAUAUAUAUUUUAAAUACUUUUGUUUUGUAGUGGAACAGAACAACUUUUCACAAAAACUGGCUUAUUACCUGGAACCAAAUAUUAUUUCAGGUAAGCAUGCAUGUACGUGCGACUUGUUAAUUGAAUAAAUAAGGUUUGCUUCAGAACCUGCACGAUAACUCUCAGGCCUGGAUAACUCUAUAAUUUAACUUUCAACUUACAGCAAGACUUCUUCGCGUCUUGCCACUUGGUAUUGCUGCUGACUUUCUUAUAGAAUUAGCAUGCAUAGUCAAAUAUUUUAAUCAGGUUUGCCUUCUUUGUAUACAGACUUCGUGCAAUCAAGGAUUCUGUAAAGGGACCGUUUUCCUCUGACGUUUUUAUUGUAAAAGAUGCUACAGCCCCCUCCACUCCAGAUAUUCCACACAUAUCUGGUAAGACUAAAACAAGCCUGGCAUUAAAAUGGACG
Paramuricea clavata is the source of this 5598-nucleotide messenger RNA. Lineage: Eukaryota; Metazoa; Cnidaria; Anthozoa; Malacalcyonacea; Plexauridae. The record is from the annotation of a GenBank genome assembly.